AUGGGAUUACCACGUUAUCCUGGUGGAACAACUACACCAGGAUGUUUUCGUGUCAUCCCAUGCGUUGAGUACUUGACUCAUUUCUCGAGUGACCGAUCACAUAUGAAAGAUGAAAAUGGAGAAUGGAUAGCACCACCUCCGGACUGGGAACCGAUUUCGAAGAAUGGUUUGAACAACAUCAACGACUUCAUCAGCAUGGAUCCAAACAUACUGCCCAAUAUUAGUGUUGUGCUAGAUGAGGAUGAGAUGCAUCGACGAUUUUCUGGAAGAGCUGAAUAG
Molecule: messenger RNA, 279 nt
Organism: Ostertagia ostertagi
Lineage: Eukaryota; Metazoa; Nematoda; Chromadorea; Rhabditida; Trichostrongylidae
Source: the annotation of a GenBank genome assembly